Messenger RNA from Mya arenaria, 564 nucleotides. Its product is annotated as acidic leucine-rich nuclear phosphoprotein 32 family member B-like. The record is from RefSeq and is a predicted model, not a curated record. The transcript is spliced from 2 exons. Lineage: Eukaryota; Metazoa; Mollusca; Bivalvia; Myida; Myidae. Bases 1 to 564 code for a protein of 187 amino acids.
AUGCCUACACCCAUGGCCCUCAAGAUUGACUUGGAGGCUGGGCCUGACCAUGCAUAUGAAGAAGCAUCAGGUGCAGAUGAACAGGCACCAGGUGCAGAUAAGGAGGUAUCAGGUGUUGAUGAACAGGCAACACGUGCAGAUGAACAGGCAUCAGGUGCAGAUGAACAGGCAUCUGUUGCAGAAGAACAGGCAUCAGGUGCAGAUGAACAGGCAACAGGUGCAGAUGAGCAGGCAUCAGGUGCAGAUGAACAGGCAUCAGGUACAGAUGAACAGGCAACACAUGCAGAUGAACAGGCAUCAGGUGCAGAUGAGCAGGCAUCAUGUGCAGAUGAACAGGCAUCAGGUGCAGAUGAACAGGCAACACAUGCAGAUGAACAGGCAUCAGGUGCAGAUGAGCAGGCAUCAGGUGCAGAUGAACAGGCAUCAGGUGCAGAUGAGGAGGCAUCAGGUGUUGAUGAACAGGCAACAUGUGCAGAUGAACAGGCAUCAGGUGCAGAUGAACAGGCAUCUGUUGCAGAAGAACAGGCAUCAUGUGUAGAUGAACAGGCAACAGGUGCAGAUUAG